UCUUAAUAAGCCUUAAUUUUUACGUAGGAGACUGGACGUCAUAAAAAUGUCUAACAGCUUAAGAGGGCUAGAAGAGGGGCAAAAAGGGCAGGACGAAGAAGAUAAGGUAUAUUUUUAUGAAGAAAGAUUUGAUAGAUUUGAAAUGAAAAAAGUUGAGGAGUUUAUGGGUGUUUUUGAAGGGGAAAAAAGGGAAGAAAAGGACGGGAAUGAGUGGGUUAUUGAUGUAGAAGGGGUUGAGCGAAAAAAGGAAUCGAAUCUGGGGAGUUUUGGGCAAGAAAAUGAAGAAAUAAAAGUAAAUGAAAAAUUAAAGGAAUCAGCAAGUGAAAUAAGUGAAGAAUCGGAGAAUACCGAUGUAGCAGAUGAUUGGACAGAAUUGAGUAAAGGUAGAUAUUUUGGGUCAGUAGAAGAUGAGAUUAUAUGUCAUAAAUGUGCGGAACCAGGACAUAUUGCACGUGAAUGUUUUCAAGAAAUGUGUACGAAUUGUGGGACGGUGAAUGAACAUUUAGCAUCACGAUGUCCAAUGUUACAAAAAUGUCAUAAUUGUAAUGAAUUAGGACAUAUUCUUAUAGAUUGUAAAAAACCUCGAAAAAUAAAUAUAUGUAGUACAUGUUCAUCAAAAUACCAUCCAGAUGAUAUGUGUCCUAAAAUAUGGAGAUGUUAUAUAUUUAAUCCAGAUGCACCAAAAGAAUUUACUCCUAAGCGAUAUUGUUAUAAUUGUGCGGAAUAUGGACAUUACGGUGAUGAUUGUCGUCUUCCUCAAUAUUCUAGGUAUUUAGAAUCAUCAGCUUUUUGUAUUGAUAAUGAGCCGAUUCCUGCCUCUGAAUACGAGUAUUUAAAACAUAAAGAAAAGAUAAAAAAGAAGAAACUUUUAAGAGAAUAUAGAGAAUAUGAGAAAGAAGAUUGGUUUGUACGAAAAAUGAAAAAAAAGUGCAUGGAUCAUAAAUCGCCAAGACUAGAUACUUUUCAAAAAGAUAAAUCAUAUAAUAAGAUAAAUUAUUUAAAUAGUGUACAUAAUAGGCAUGACGAACUUUUAUAUAAUAACUCAGAUAAACGACAAAACAACAAAUAUGAUAAAAAACGACUAAAAAGAAAUUUAAAUAAAGGGAAACCUAUUUAUAUUGAUUUGAUUCCACGUUAAAAUGGUAUUCUUUAUAAAAAAUUGUGAUUAUUUAUCUAGUAAAAAU
Molecule: messenger RNA, 1184 nt
Organism: Pneumocystis carinii B80
Lineage: Eukaryota; Fungi; Ascomycota; Pneumocystomycetes; Pneumocystales; Pneumocystaceae
Exons: 7
Coding region: 47-1138 (363 amino acids)
Molecular function (GO): zinc ion binding; nucleic acid binding
Source: RefSeq, a predicted model, not a curated record